This is a messenger RNA of Tyto alba (common barn owl), 2530 nucleotides long. RefSeq names its product cyclin G1 (gene CCNG1). Gene Ontology annotation, biological process: regulation of cyclin-dependent protein serine/threonine kinase activity; mitotic cell cycle phase transition. Lineage: Eukaryota; Metazoa; Chordata; Aves; Strigiformes; Tytonidae. The record is from RefSeq and is a predicted model, not a curated record. Gene Ontology annotation, molecular function: cyclin-dependent protein serine/threonine kinase regulator activity. The transcript is spliced from 7 exons. Gene Ontology annotation, cellular component: nucleus; cyclin-dependent protein kinase holoenzyme complex; cytoplasm. Bases 144 to 1031 code for a protein of 295 amino acids.
GCCCUGCCCCCGGCCGGGCGGUGGCUGUACGGCGUCCCGCCGGCCGCCGCGGCGACCGGGCAGCGCGUCGCAGUGACCCCGCGGCGCUCGUGCCGUUGUGGGGCGCGCCCCACAAGGGACGGGAGCGGGGCGACCAGGCAAAGAUGAUUGAAACCCUUGUAACUACUGACGCUCAGGAACUGUUGUACCAGCUCACAGCCUUGUUGGAACAGGAGUUGAGAUGCCAGCCAAAGGUCUCUGGCCUGAGACUAAUUGAAUGUGCUCAUGAUAAUGGCCUCCGAAUGACUGCAAGGCUGCGAGACUUUGAAGUGAAAGAUCUUCUCAGCUUAACUCAAUUCUUUGGCUUCCAUACAGAGACGUUUUCACUAGCUGUGAAUUUCUUGGAUAGAUUUUUGUCAAAAAUGAAGGUACAGCCUAAACACUUGGGCUGUGUUGGACUCAGCUGCUUUUACUUGGCUGUGAAGGCAUCAGAAGAAGAGCGAAAUGUUCCCUUAGCCACUGACUUAAUUCGAAUAAGUCAGUACAGGUUCACUGUUUCUGAUAUGAUGAGAAUGGAGAAAAUCGUAUUGGAGAAGCUGUCUUGGAAAGUCAAAGCUACAACAGCCUUCCAAUUUCUACAACUGUAUCAUUCGCUCAUUCAUGAGAAUUUAAGCUGUGAAAGGAGAAAACACCUUAAUUUUGAGAGACUUGAGACGCAGCUGAAGGCAUGUCACUGCAGAAUCAUGUUUUCUAAAGCCAAGCCUUCAGUCUUGGCACUAUCUAUUAUGGCACUAGAGAUAGAAGAACAAAAACUGCUGGAGUUGACAGAGGCAUUGGAAUUUCUGCAGUUGCAUUCCAAGAUAAACAGCAGGGAUCUGACCUUCUGGAAGGAACUGGUGUUGAAGUGCCUUACAGAAUAUUCCUCGAGCAAGUGUUCCAAACCAAACGUUCAGAAGCUAAAAUGGAUUGUGUCUGGACGUACAGCGCGGCAGCUGAAACAUAGCUACUACAGAAUAACACACCUUCCUACAAUUCCAGAGACCAGUGCAUAAUAGGACUACAGUAAAGUGGAGAGAACCAUCCUGUGACCCUCUCAACAGACAAAGGAAUAUUUGAGAAAGUCUGAAACAUGUUCUUAAUAAUGAAGAGCUUAACUUGUAGAAAGAAUUUGUAACACUUCAGACUGAAGAUCCUUCCAGCAAAUAUGUUCUUUUCAUGAUGAUUACAAUAUUCAGUGUCAGUUUUCAGUCUUUUUUGUUAGACUGCUUACUGUUCAGUGAAAUAUCAUAAUACUGAUACAAAAAAUUUUAACACUGUGUAGAGCGGUGUGUGUAGUCUAACGUUGGUUUACUGUAACUGCAGGUGCUGAAUUACAUACUUAAUUUUGAAGAUCUGGUUCACUUUCCAAAGAUGAUGUGACACUAUGAAAAGAUCAUGUGCUGUAGCAUAGUGCUGCAGUGUCUCAAACUAAAGACUAAUCCCACUUACUACUGAUGACAAUAGCAAGUGCCUGUCAGUCCACCUGACACGCUGUUUGAGCAGUGUCCCGUGUCUACAUGUUCCUGCUGGGCAGGGCGUUGGCCUUCUACCACAGGCAUCUUAAAAACUAAGCUAUGUGAUACCCACAGAACAAGUCAGCUGGAGGAGGAGCAAAGAGCAACCUUACUUUGUUGCCUUAUAAAAGGUAGUCACAGCGUCAGGAACUUCAGUAUUAUUUCAGAGUGUAAAAACUUAGUAAUAACUAAAGAAGGCUGAGGGAAGUACUGAGUCACCUGCUCCAAGUGUGACCGGUUUUCCAAAGUUUCACUGGACCAGGGGUAAAAGCUGAUGCUGAGCAGGUACAUCUUUAAAGGCAGUGUAGGAGCAGGGCUAAUGCCCCAUCAGGGCCUUUAUGUAGGAACAAUCUAGUUGAGAAAUGCUGAAGAUUGCUUCAACUGUGAUCUCUUUAAUGGUAAGCUUUGUAAAAUACAACUUCUUUUUCUGAAGACCAGAUCAGUACUUGAGGCAUAUUGUGCUUCUGGUGCUAAGGAGGAAGUGAAUAAUAAGAAUGGGGUUUUGUAUGUAAGAUGAAUAAAGAUGUUGGGGGAAUGUUGCUGAUGACCUCUUGAAUUCCGCUUCACUGUGGAGCAGAGGCUGUUCGUAACCAACUGCCAUCUGGGUGAAGGGGAGAGCAGAAUGUUCUGGACAGAGCCGGGGCCUAAAUGGCAGCCAACCCACCCUUUCCCCUUAAUAGUAAUAGCUGGGGGGGAAGCCAUUCUUUGCAUAUCUCGAACUGGUUAAACCUUUCACAGAAGAAUUCAUACCAAAGCUCUAUACUGGACAAAUCAAGCCUUCUCAUGAACUCAUGGGAGUGAUUGCACCGUGUAACGUGUAAUUGGUUUUGCAUCUGCCACUAUGACCUGUGUGUGGUGCUGGCCUGGGAAAAGCAUACACGUGAUUCGCACAUCGGCCUGGUCAGCCUGCUGGGAGACAGGGAGCAGACGCACUGUGCAAUUACAACUGUCAUGUCUCAAGAUACGUACCUUUCAAUUAAACACUGAAAUGUGCUUAA